Messenger RNA from Populus trichocarpa (black cottonwood), 2292 nucleotides. Its product is annotated as protein PNS1. Gene Ontology annotation, biological process: transmembrane transport. Gene Ontology annotation, cellular component: membrane. Bases 267 to 1928 code for a protein of 553 amino acids. The transcript has 6 exons. NCBI's taxonomy places the organism in Eukaryota, Viridiplantae, Streptophyta, Magnoliopsida, Malpighiales, Salicaceae. The record is from RefSeq and is a predicted model, not a curated record. Gene Ontology annotation, molecular function: transmembrane transporter activity.
ACAGCAGCCUCGUGUCAGUUGAUUUACGUGUGCUCGGUCGUCAAUAUUCUGAGAUUAUGCGGUAAUAUAAUAAAAGUAUGUCCUCAAAAUUACAGGGGAAAAAAAAGGAAAAUAAAAAAGACAUAGCAGCAUCGCCACCAUAUAUCACCUACCCAAAAAGACAGCCAUGAUCCCAACAAUAUAUCCAUCAACAUAUUUUAUACAUACAUACAUCACCACACCAUAGCAGCCGCCACCGGGAAGCUGACGUCACUACCACCACCAUUAUGGGCGCUGCAGAACCUGUGGUAGAGAGAGAGAGUGAGAGGAGAGAGGAGGAGGAGGAGGGAAAUGAGAGGAAAGAAGAGGGGGGAGAUGUGGACAAAGGAGAAGUGUUGGGUGUCCAAGAAAAGGUGAUAGACAGCAGUAACUUUGAUGUAAAUAACCAGUUUGGAGGUUCUCAUGUGGCAAUGAUGCAAAGGUUGAACCCAACAAACCCUUUGAGGAUUGUCAUCGGUGGUUCUUCCAGAAUGCCCACUCCUUCUCCUUCUCAGACUUCUCUGCCUCGUUCUGCACCAAUCCGACAAACUUCUCUGCCUCGUUCUGCACCAAUCCCUCAACCAUCACAAACAACAUUGAAUUCAAGAAGAUACACCAACAAAAUAUCUCUGUUUCUGUUUGUCUUUCACAUGGUUGCCGCUGUUGGGCUAGUAUCUUUCCUUAUAUUCAAGGGAAUUCAAGGACUAAUAGAAGCUUCAGAGAGUUUUAAAAGGAAAGAGAGGAGGAUAUUGAAGUUUUACCUCCCACAAGUUGAAACAGCAUCUCUAUUAAGCAUUACUCUUGCGUUUGUAUGGCAAAAGGCGGUUAGACAAUGGCCCAGGAUCAUGGUUCCCUUCAUAUUGUGGAGCUCUUUUAUCUUGUCGUUAUCAGCCGGAAUUCUUUUAAUUUGCUUCCAAAGGGCUUCUACCGAUGGUGUUGGAGUUUGUCUUAUUGCUUUCGCAAUUGGCAAUGGCUUAUAUGCUUGUUGGGUUACCCAGAGAAUUGGAUUUUGCACCGAGAUUUUGAUUAAAUCGCUUGAACCGGUUCCAAAAUUCGGUGAUUUGAACCAACCCACUUAUUGGAUGCUUGGAGUUGGAUUCUUGUGGAUGUCUUUGUGGAUUUUAGCUGUAAUUGGAGCCAUGAAUUUCUACUUUACUCCUUUGGUAAUUACUGUAUUGGUUUUAAGCUUGGCUUGGACUGCAGAAGUUAUGAGGAACAUCGUUAAUUUGACUGUUAGUAGGGUGAUCGCUCUAUAUUAUCUUCGAGGAAUGCAAUCUAUCCCUCAGAAUUGUUUCCAAAGAGCUUUUACUCAGAACCUUGGAAGUGCUUGUUUGGGGUCUCUUUUUGUGCCUACUAUUGAAGCACUGAGAGUUGUUGUUCGGGGUUUGAAUUUGCUAGAGGGAGAGGAUGAAUUCAUGUUUUCUUGUGCUCAUUGCUGUCUUAAUGUUAUGCAGUCUAUCUUCAGAUAUGGCAACAGCUGGGCCUUUGUACAGGUAGCCACAUAUGGAAAAGGAUUUGUGCAGGCGUCACAAGACACCUGGCAACUAUUUGUAAGACAAGGAAUGGAAUCCAUUGUCGACUCGGACAUAACCAGCUCGAUUUGCUUCCUCACAGGUGUAUGCAGUGGAUCCAUUUGCGUUAUUGUUGUGGCUGCUUGGACUGCCAGAGUGCAUCAAACCUUCACUGCUACUCUCUCGCUCCUGUCCUUUUUCAUUGGAUACCUCAUGACCAGGAUUGCCAUGGCAGUGCCGCAUGCCUGUGUGAGCUGUUACUAUGUUUGCUACGCAGAAAAUCCUAGCAACAUAUUGUUUGAUAAAACCAUCCAGGAUCAUCAAAGGAUGAUGGCCGAUCGCGGUGUUGCCGCGGCCACGCCUCGAGUGCCCCGUAGAUUUUCAGCAGCUGAGGCAUGAUAUCUUCCCCAAGAAGUUAAGGAAUUUUGUGGUCGCAGCCUGAUCGCAUACUUUCAGAAAUGUACCAUUCCCUUGGUCACUUUUAGGGGUUGGGGGUCCAAGGACUUGGCUCGAGCCAGUUAAACUUGAGGUGAUCUGUCGACUUGAAUGGCUGAGUUGCUGGUGCUGGUGCUGGUGCUGGUGAAUAUGAAAGCUCAAAUACUCUUUUAUUGGGUGUUCCUGAAUUGUGGAGAGCCCACUGGGAUUCCAAAUCAACAAGGCUACCAAUGAAAAUUGUCUUCUUGGUCUUGUCCUUUGCAUAUACUUUUAGGAUAUUCCAUGGAAGUAAUAAUUGAUAAAAGCUUCACCAUUAUUUAAUCACUAA